Messenger RNA from Trichoderma aggressivum f. europaeum, 1800 nucleotides. RefSeq lists its product as uncharacterized. The transcript has a single exon. Lineage: Eukaryota; Fungi; Ascomycota; Sordariomycetes; Hypocreales; Hypocreaceae. Bases 1 to 1800 code for a protein of 599 amino acids. The record is from RefSeq and is a predicted model, not a curated record.
AUGCUACCUCUGGACAUCAUGAGUGCGAACCAGUCACGUCGGAGGAGAGAUCUGGGCCUAAGUCUCGAGGGCAGCACGAAACCCAAGAUAGACAACACAUUGCCUUAUGGAGGGAGAGCGCUCAACAAGAACAGUUUGCGAUUAGUUGAGAUACAACCAGCAGCGCACGAGGGCGACCCUUUGGUUUGCACGCUGACUGAAGUCGCCUUCGGCAGCAGGCCCAAGUUCGAGGCACUGUCAUACAGAUGGGGUACAGGCAAGAUGACCUAUGCCAUCACCCUGAACGGCUACUCAUUUCAAGUCGGGGAAAAUCUCCUAGAUGCCCUCAUCUUCCUCCGGAGUCAGUCCAUGUCCAAGAAGGCGUGCCAGCUGUUCUGGAUCGACGCCAUCUGCAUCAACCAGGGCGAUCUAGAGGAGCGGAGCAAGCAAGUCAGGAUUAUGGACCAUAUCUACUCGCGGGCUAGCACCGUGGUAGUCUGGUUGGGUUACAAGUACACAGUGUUUCAAAGAGAAAUGAUAAGUGAGCUAAAGCUGGAUGAGAGCGAGAAGCCCGGGGGAGGUUCUCCUGAAACCGGCGACAGCAAUCAGUGGAAGAUGGUUAGACAUUUGCGAACUGACCCCUACUGGGAUCGCCUCUGGAUACUGCAAGAGAUUGGGCGCGCGAGGCAGCUUCGGGUCUGCUUUGGAAAUAAGACUUUCUCGUGGGAUCAUUUUAUGCACCUCAUCACGAUGCACAAUAGUGAUGGGGCCACCGGGCCCCUAAGGCUGAACAGAUUACUCCGCGAAGAGAAAUAUAACGACUCGCAUACUCUCAAGAGGCUACUCGAGGAGCACAGAGAGGCAAAAUGCUCGGAACCAAGAGACAAAGUCUAUGGGCUCAUUGGACUUGCCUCAGAUGCCGGGGAGUUUCAGAUAGACUACAGAAAGUCUCUCUACGAGGUGUGGAAGGAUACGAUGGAGUUCAUGAAUAAAUGGAAUCUUUUCAAAGAUGAAUCCCAGAUUCUCCCAAUCGGAACCCUGGUGAAGAGCCUCCUCAUGGCAAGUCACAGCGAUCCCCUUGGUCAGCUCGCGAAAGAGCACGAAGACCAAUUAGACUCGACUCAACUUAUCAACAAUCCGCAAAGCCCCCUUGUUUUCCACCUUAAGGCAGUUUCAGUUGGUUGUAUCGUCUGCGUUGGGCCUUCAGCCAGUGACAUCGUCUCCAGACCUGACGAGGCAACUCGGUGGCGUAUUGCCACACAGCGUCUAUUUCCGGCGGGCGAACUGGGACCAGCUCAUCAGGAGUACGAUAAAUUGCUCCACGCCCUACUAGAAUCAGACGAUUCAGAGAUUGAGAAGACGUGCUUCAACAGGCCAAGUCCCGUCAUCUGGGAGCAGGAAAACUGUUCGUACCGAUAUGACGAAACGCCGAAAACCAUACAACGCUAUGUCAGGCUGGUUCAUGAAGCAACAGAGACCACUGCCCUCCAACAAUGGCAGCAGAGGCCACAAGAAGUUGCAGAUCAAUUAGCACCGGUCCAGCCGCAGCUAUACUUGGCUAAAGAUUAUCGUCGUACCCUACGGAGGAUGGGUCUUGCCUCAUGUCUCGUCCAACUGAAUGAUGUCGUCUUACGGGUUCCCUCGUCAAGGAGAGCCCUCUUGGUCAGGGUUAAAGAGGGCAGAGAGAAGUCUACGGUGAGAGUGUUUGGCACGGCACUGACCACGGAAGAUAUGUGUAGCUCGACACUAGACAACAACUACGUGGGAUGGACAACAGAGGUGCAGAUAGAUGCGGGCACAAUAUUCAUGCUGUUAGAAUGA